This is a messenger RNA of Morus notabilis, 3039 nucleotides long. RefSeq names its product pentatricopeptide repeat-containing protein At5g27110. Gene Ontology annotation, molecular function: protein binding; RNA binding. Gene Ontology annotation, biological process: RNA modification. The transcript has a single exon. Bases 25 to 2994 code for a protein of 989 amino acids. Lineage: Eukaryota; Viridiplantae; Streptophyta; Magnoliopsida; Rosales; Moraceae. The record is from RefSeq and is a predicted model, not a curated record.
GGAAGGACCAAAUGUUGGCUAUCAAUGGCAUUCCUCUGUCGUCUCCUCCCCAUUCUUAAUCCUUCCUCGAGACUUUCUCGUCUCAGAUACAGGCACUGCCAUAACCAUUCAUCUGCAAACUCCAACAAGAUCGUUGACUUUCUUUAUCUGCUGAAGCUCUGUCGCUCUAUCAAGGAAUUGAAUCCUCUCCACGCUCUUCUCAUAGUAUAUGGUCUCGAAAGGAAUGAGCUUCUGCUAAGAGAGUUUUUUGGGUCUUGUUUUCAUCUGGGUGUUCCUUAUUUAGCUCUCUGCGCGUUUAAACGAAUCGAAAAGCCGAGCCUUAGCUUGCAGAACUUGAUGAUCAGAUGCCUCUGCCACUGCGGUUUAUACGACGACGUUUUACGUGUCUAUCUCCAUUGUCGGGUCUCGGGAUGUUCUUCUAAUGAUUUCACGUUUCCGUCGGUGAUUAAGGCCUGUGCGGCUCUGGGAGCAACAAGGACCGGACGAGAGAUUCAUUGUGUUGUUUUGAGAACUGGGUUUGAGAAGAAUGUUGUUGUACAAACUGCUUUGAUUGAUCUUUAUGCGAAAUGCGGUUGUUUAAGGAAUGCACGUAACGUGCUCGAUAAAAUACCUGAACCAGAUUUGGUUUCUUGGAACGCAUUGAUUUCUGGUUAUUCGCUGAAUGGACUUGAUUGGGAAGCGGUUGAGGCUUUCAGGAGGUUUUUUCUGAUGGAUUUUAAGCCAAAUGUGAGCACUUUCGCUAGUAUGAUUCCUGUCUGUGCCCGUCUCAGAUGGUUUAAAAUUGGUAGAUCCUUACAUGGAUUUGCUGUGAAAUGUGGAUAUUUGGGGAAUGAUUUUCUCGUUCCCGCUCUCGUUUCGAUGUAUGCUGGUGACAUGGACUUGUGUAGUGCUAGAAAUUUGUUUGAUUUCAUGUUGCAGAAAAACGUUGCCACUUGGAAUGCCAUGAUCUUUGCUUACACACAGAUGAAAAUGCCAGUUGAGGCCUUUGUUAUGUUCCGAACAAUGCUCCAAAAAGGCGUACAGCCUAACUUGAUCACUUUUGUUUCUAUCAUUCCUUCUUGUGAGAAUUUUGUUUUCAAUAGCAAGUCUUUAGGUGAGUCUCUUCAUGCCUCUGCAAUUAGACAUGGGUCUGGAAACCAACUUCCCGUGUCGGCAGCGCUUCUGUCGAUGUAUGCCAAGUUUGGCGAUCUUGGUUCAGCAAAUUAUAUUUUCUAUCACAUGCCUAAUAGAGACCGACUGUCGUGGAACGCUUUGAUUUCUGGGUAUGUCUAUAAUGGCUUGUGGGAGUUAAGUUUGAGUGCAUUUAGUGAAAUGCAGUCCGCAGGAUUUGAUGCAGAUGAAGUUUCCAUUGUCAGCAUUAUCUCCGCAUGCUCCAAACUGGACGCUUUUUGGCUUGGUAAAUCCGUGCAUACAUUUACUUUAAGAAACGGUUUCGAGUCAAAUCUCAACGUGUCAAAUGCAUUGUUGGCAUUUUACGCUGGUUGUCAUCAGCUUUUCUCAUGUUUUAAGUUAUUCCAUGAAAUGCCUAUACGAAGCACUAUUUCGUGGAAUACUUUAAUAUCCUGCUGUGUGCACAAUAGUGAACCGGAAAGGACAGCCACGGUUCUUCACCAGAUGCAGAAUGAGGGCCUAGAGCUGGAUCCAGUGACCCUGAUAAGCAUACUCCCUAUUUUUACUGAGAACAAGAAAAUUGGACAAGGAAUGGCUAUUCAUUGCUACACUGUGAAGUCCGGGUUUGCACUAGACAUUUCUUUAGUCAAUGCACUCAUCAGCAUGUAUUGUAACUGUGGAGAUCUUCAUGCCGCGAAGUUUCUUUUUGAAGACAUGCCUGAAAAGAGUUCGGUGUCAUGGAAUGCGAUGAUGACCGGCUUUCGGUGUCGGGGUUUACACAAGGAUGUAAUGAUCUUGUUUGGUAGAAUGUUAACUGAAGGAAAAAGGCCAAAUCACAUAACGCUUCUGAACUUAUUGCCUGCAUGCUGCAACCAAUUACAAGGUAAGUCUAUCCAUGCUUUCGCAAUUAGAACAGGAGUUGCACAAGAAACUCCCUUUGUUACGUCUCUGGUAAUCAUGUAUGCUAGAUUUGAUAACAUUAGAUUGUGUCGCUUACUGUUUCAAAUGGGGAAAAAAGAGGACAUCUCUUUGUGGAAUGCCCUCAUGUCCGUUCAUACACAAAUGAAGAAUCCCAGAAAGGCAAUUGCCUUGUUCCCCAAUUUGCUUCAAAUUGGAUUAGAACCUGACAAUUUUACGGUUCUAAGCUUAAUUGCUGCCUGCAUUCAACUAAAUAGCCUCAAGCUUGCCGAUUCUACGAUGGCUUACUCGAUAUGUAAGGGAUUUGACAAAGAAAUAGCAAUCAACAAUGCCCUUAUAGAUUUGUAUGCAAGAUGUGGAAACAUUUCAACUGCAAGAAAGCUAUUCAAUCGUUUGAAAGAAAAGGAUGAUGUCUCCUGGAGUGUGAUGAUUAAUGGGCACGGUUUAAAUGGGGACGGUAAAGCUGCUUUUGAUCUUUUCCAACAGAUGAAACUUUCAGGGUUAAAACCAGAUAGGAUUAUCUAUUCAACUCUUUUAUCAGCCUGCAGCCACUCUGGCUUAGCUGAGGAAGGCCGCAGGGUCUUCAACUCCAUGGUGGAGAGCGGGAUAUCGCCUGGAGUGGAGCACUACGCUUGCUUGGUUGACCUUCUUGCAAGAACAGGCAACUUGAGAGAGGCUUAUGACGUUGUUAAAGAACUACUACCCUGCAAAUCAUCCACAAGCCUACUUGAGUCUCUUUUGGGUGCUUGUAGCAUCUAUUGCAACGUCGAACUCGGAGAAAAAAUUAGUAGAACGCUCUUCAAUUUGGACCCAGAAAACCCGAGAGCAUAUGUGAUGCUCCACAAUAUCUAUGCAGCUGCUGGGAGGUGGGCAGAUGCUGAGAGAGUGAGGUCCGAGAUCGGAACAAGACGAUUAAGAAAAGUACCUGCUUUUAGUCUUUUUGUUGGGGAUGGAGUUAAUCAAUAGGAAUUUUUUUUUUAGUACUAAUCAAAUACCAGUUUCUCCAAUCAG